Messenger RNA from Colletotrichum gloeosporioides, 1194 nucleotides. RefSeq lists its product as uncharacterized. Gene Ontology annotation, biological process: positive regulation of transcription by RNA polymerase II. Gene Ontology annotation, cellular component: nucleus. The transcript has a single exon. NCBI's taxonomy places the organism in Eukaryota, Fungi, Ascomycota, Sordariomycetes, Glomerellales, Glomerellaceae. Gene Ontology annotation, molecular function: protein binding; transcription cis-regulatory region binding. Bases 1 to 1194 code for a protein of 397 amino acids. The record is from RefSeq and is a predicted model, not a curated record.
AUGCUUCAUACAAUUCGAAGCGGAACGCCCCGGGCUUCUAUGGAGGGCCUGCCGCCUGAAAUCAUCCUCGUCAUUUUUGAUAUUCUGGGAGGACAUAGUGGCGAGUGUAAAAACAGCAACACGUACGACGAGAAGGAGACCAUCAAGACUAGCCACGAGGAGAUUCGAUUCCAUCCCGACAAGGGAGAAUACAAGCUGGUCACCUUAUUCAACAAGCCGUUCCGAGGCAUCGCAGAUGCAUUGCGCCUUGCGUCAACCUGCAAAUACCUCUACAAGAUCAUCAGCCCAGCAACCUACAAGCACGACAUCAAGCACCACUACAACUCUUCUCUGCUGAUAUCCGCGAAGAAGGAUAACAUCAUCGGCGUGAAAAAGGCUAUGUCGCACGGCGCAGAUGUCAUGGCCUACGACCAGACCAACUUCGACCAUUGCCGCGAGCCACCUUUCACGAGGCGUGGCAGAAUCAGCGUCGUGAGAGAACAUACGCUUCUUUGCAUGACCUCCUUAACAUGGGCAUGCUUGAACGAAAAUGCAGAGCUGGCCAAGUUCCUCCUCGACAGUGGUCAUACGCAGACUGCGCUGGGUGGCUUCGGGUAUACGCGAUACAUUGGGGCCUGUGGCAAGCUUUAUGACUUGGGGCUUCUGAUGAAACGUCACCCCUCUCGGGCAAUGCUCUGUCACACUCAGAAGGAGUACGAAGAGAUGAGAAUCGCCGAUCGCAGCGGCCAGCGCUGGGACGCUGAAGGUUUCCCUGACGUGGGAGCGAGCCCUCUUUUCUUCGCCUUGAAAUCCUGUCCCGACGAGUUGCGGUCGCAAUGGCAGUCAACGAGAUGGCGCAACAACCACCCCAUUGUCGAAAGCGACGUCAAUGGCAGACGACUUGCGGUAGCGCGAGUCUUGAUCGAAGGCGGCGCGAGCCUGACCACCCGUGAGCGCGGCAAAAUCCAUGCCAUCCAUCAAACUUGUGCCGCCCGAGACACUGAUGUCGUCAACUAUCUCCUCAACGAGCUGAAAGUCAACCCCAAUGUCACAUGCGAGAACGGCAACACGCCCCUUCAUUUCAUGGCGAUGAGCCUCCUUCACAAGCGGCCCCCCGCGCAAGUCCGCAUCGACUUCCCCCCGGGAAAUGAGGCGUCGGUCAUUGACAUGCUGGUCAGCAAAGGGGGCCGACAUCUCCUUGCAGAACAACGAUGA